Molecule: messenger RNA, 2073 nt
Organism: Trematosphaeria pertusa
Lineage: Eukaryota; Fungi; Ascomycota; Dothideomycetes; Pleosporales; Trematosphaeriaceae
Exons: 2
Coding region: 73-1878 (601 amino acids)
Source: RefSeq, a predicted model, not a curated record
UACCCUGGAGGCCCUCGCGGCAACACAUCCAGCAACACAUCCAGCAACACAUUCAGAAAGACAUUCAGAAAUAUGGCCACCAUUAUCGACAGUCGACUCAAGUACCGCGUUGGUUCCCCCAUGCUUCCAGCAUUACCCGUUGUGACAUGGCCCCUUCAUAAUGUCGAGGCGAAGUUUCCAGAUCGGCGUACCCACCUAGAGCGGAUCCAAGGAAUCCUUGACCAAAAUGGAAUUACACCCAAGUUCACAAAGGUCGCAUAUCGCUGGCAUCCAGAAUCUGAGCUUCACGAUAAGUACAUCACUAUCACCACAUGGGCAACCUACCAACCUGACAGCGACGUCACGUGGCCAACGGCUGUACGACAGAUUCGAGAAUAUCUAAACCAAGCGGACAUACACCAUGCGAUUGAAAUUAUCGACGAUGUCAUUUCCGCGAAUUUAAGAGGCUUCCCGGUUGCAACCGACAUCUACCAGUGGAAUGAGGUGCUCCUACCCGUCAUUUGUAACCUUAUAAAUGGCCGCCAAUGGACCACUCUUGACAUGGUGUAUCGAAAAGAUGCCAAAGCGUCCGGCAACGUGCGACCAAGAGUCCCUGGCAACAUGCGACCAACAGUCCCUGGCAACAUGCGACCAACAAUUGUCAUCGGCGCGCGCGAUGCUGAUGAACAGUAUUGGUGGGACGAGAUUUUGCCCGCGAUAAGACAGUUACCUCAGGUAGCUCAAUCCAACAUACAGGUUGAGUUGCUGUAUCGCAGUCGAUUCAUCGCAGCCGCACGUCGCGCCGUCUUAGGCCCUGACGCCAUCUCACUACAAAAUGCCUUCAAUUAUGGCUGGAUAGAACUUGGCGCAUCGUGUGGGAAUGGCGAACGCACUGGGACACUCGGGGGAAGUAUGCGUUUAAAGAAUCCGGACACUGGCGUAGAGCUCAAGUUUGGAAUUACAAACCACCAUGUCCUUGCCAACCAACUCACUGGUAAAGGCCCGUUUACAACUUUCGAAGACCCCAUCAAAGUUGAAUCUCCGAGCGGCUCAGAUCGCGAUGCCUACAUAAAGGCACUAAAAAAUAGGAUCGAAUGCCUAAGGCACGAGAUGGAUAGGGGAAUGCUCGCCAGUCCGGUGAGGCUUCAAGCGCUGGAAGAUGAGCUGGCACGAGUUCAAAGCUUCGAUUUGUACGUUGGCCAAGUAUUUGCUAGCUCAGGCUUGCGCACGGCUCAACACAAGAGUCGUGAUAAAACCCCGACGGAUGCGUGGGCUCUGGACUGGUGUCUGACGACAAUUGACAAACGAGCUACUCCCGCCGGAUUUCACGGUCUUGCGUCUAUCGGAUGGAAAGAGGUGAUAGGAUAUUGCAGCCUUGAUCCUGGCCAAGGAUAUCGUGUCUUCAAGAAAGGGAGGACGUCAGGUGGUACGGCUGGAUUCACCUCUGCCACAGAGUCCGUGGUCCAGGUUCUAGUGCCAAAGCAUGAAGACGGGUUGACAGCUCCACUGACGGAUGCGGAUAUGAUUCCUGCCCCAAUUCGCUGCCAUGUUAUGAUGGGUGAUCGGCGUACUGGUCGCAAUGGAACAUUCAUAGAGCCUGGAGAUUCUGGGAGUCUAGUAUUGCUAGAUCCUAAUGAUUUCGCCCUGGAAGAGGAGGAUUUCGCCCCGGAAGAGGAGGACAUAAUGCACUCGACCACUACAAAAACCCUUGAAGGGGAAGACAAACACGAGGCGUUGAUCGCCGGACUUGCACUUGGCAGCCACGAGGAAUUACGACUGUCGUACAUGGCGCCGAUGGAUCUGGUGGUUCAGGAUAUCGAAUCGGUCACGGGCUGGAAGGUAGUCGAGCCAACAUUUGCCGGCGUCGUCAAGCGCGACAAGACAACAUCGCCACCUUAGUGUCCCGCCCUUUCCAUUCGAGCUUCUCACGCUGUCGCGUUAGAGAAGAUUCUCGAGUUUCCGAAAUAUGGCGAAAGGAUACGGCAACGGGGGCUGUACAAGGUGCAUGAGAAGGGGUAAUUUUCGACGCGGUCACACGGCCGGUAGCUACUAUAACAGCUUAUCAUAGCCUUACGUAGCUACUUCUAAAUUGAU